Ornithorhynchus anatinus (platypus) is the source of this 958-nucleotide messenger RNA. Its product is annotated as C-X-C motif chemokine 10-like. The coding region runs from base 102 to 413 and encodes 103 amino acids. Gene Ontology annotation, cellular component: extracellular region. The transcript has 4 exons. Lineage: Eukaryota; Metazoa; Chordata; Mammalia; Monotremata; Ornithorhynchidae. Gene Ontology annotation, molecular function: chemokine activity; CXCR chemokine receptor binding. The record is from RefSeq and is a predicted model, not a curated record. Gene Ontology annotation, biological process: chemokine-mediated signaling pathway; antimicrobial humoral immune response mediated by antimicrobial peptide; inflammatory response.
CAUAAAUUCGUGGCCGCGGGCCCGGCAUCUCAUCCUCAUCCUCCGGACCCCAGAGAUCCCCAAACCCGGGAGAGGAGCCCGAGUCCAGACGCGGCAGCGGCAUGUCCCGAGCCGGAGUCGCCCCGGUCCUCCUCGCCGUCCCGCUCCUGAUGCUGGCGCUGGCCCCCGUCCGAGGAUUUUCCCUGUUUGGGCUCGGACGCUGCCGCUGCCUGGCGUUCAGUGAUGAACUCGUCAACCCCAGAUCCUUCUCCAAACUGGAAGUGUUUCCUGCAAGCUCCUUGUGCGAACAGGUCGAGAUCAUCGUCACCCUGAAGAACGGGAAGGCCACGUGUCUGAAGGCGGACUCCCCGAAAGUCAUGAAACUGAUGAACAUCAUUAAGAAAAGGUCGUCGGGCGGCAGGCCUCGGCGCUGACGCGGGAGCGGCCGCCAGGGGCGCUCGAGGCCCCCCCCCGCCUCCGGCCCCGCCCCCCGCCCCGUGACGUCAGACCCGGCGCGGACGAGCCGCGCGCUCACGUCGACCUCGGCCGGUGACGUCAUCCUCAAGCCCCGCCCCCUCGCCGCGGCCCAAUCAGCGGACGGGGAGCGAGCUGGGGCCCCGCCCCACGGUGCGUGACUGACAGCGGCCCCGCCCCCCCCGCGGGCGGGGCUAGCGGGGCUCCCCGGCCGACCGGAAGUCUCGACCGGCUCCUUCCCAGACCGGAAGUGGCCAAGGCCUGCUCGCCUUGGCCUCCCUGCCUCCCAUCUUGCCCCACCCCAGUGCCUACUCCCUGCUGCUGCACGGAUCGUUUAUCAACAAAAACGUUCAGUCCACGUCUCCCCAGCCCUCAGACAACUCCAUUGGCCACCCCUCCACCUCCCCGGCAAAGACCCCUCACCAUUUCCUUUAAAACCCCCUCGCCUCCUCCUCCCUCACCUGGCAACUCUCCCGCUCCAACCCAGCCCGCACACCCGGCUCCU